UGGACGCAUGAUGCAAACGAGGCUUGUUGCCCCCCAGUAGCUAUCCACGCCUAAUUCAUCGCCGCUCGAGAUACUUGUAUUGUUCUGCCAACCAUCUGCUGACCUGUUCUCCUCAACGACCCAAUUACAUACAUGCCUCCAACCGACCUCAUGAAGAGAUCCCCUACCAGUGCUAGCACCACUAACCCACCCGUAAAUGUCAAGCUUCUGCUAAUCGGAAAUGCCUCAGUUGGGAAAAGUAGUUUGCUCCUGCGCUUCUCGGAUGAGCAAUGGCUCCCCGAGGACGAAGCGAGCGCAACGAUAGGCGUUGAUUUCCGUGUGCACAAGAUGGAGCUCAACGGACGGAAGGUGAAGCUCAGUAUAUGGGAUACAGCCGGCCAAGAACGAUUCCGUACGAUUACAUCUUCGUACUACCGUGGUGCUCAAGGGAUCAUACUUGUGUAUGAUGUAGCAAACCGCGAGACAUUCGAAGCGCUUCCGAAAUGGUUUUCAGAAAUCGACACCUAUGUCUCAAUCACAGUGCCAAAGAUUAUUGUUGGAAAUAAGGUUGAUAAGGAAAACUCUCGACAGGUCUCCACCAACGAAGGUGCCACCUUUGCCUCUCGUCAGAAUGCCCUCUUUGUCGAGGCCUCUGCAAAGACAGCCAUAGGGGUACGCGAGGUAUUCGAGGAGCUGGUGGCGCGGAUUCUUGAGACCCCAGAACUGUGGGCACCUGUGGCACCGGAAGCUGGUCUAAGUUUUGGGAAGCGCGGUGAAGAAGAUGGCAUGCCAGGAACGAUCGAUGUGAGGCGUGACGGGGCUGCACAGGACGAUGGGGUUUGCGGAUGCUAGAUUCCGUGCUUGAGCGGCUGUCAUUGUGAUACUGCUGAGCACGCGGCUGAUAGAGCUCACGAGGGUCGGUGCGCCCACCAGUGAUAUUAUCGAGUUUUGUGUACGAUGCUGAUUGCUGCUUGUAUGGGUAGAUCUGCCUCGGACACGACUGAUAUACCUUGUUUGUGCCUACUCACUACACUCAAUCCAUGUACUAUAGACACGCGACAUUUGGAGAAAUUAAUUAUUACUAGGUACCAUCGUGCAGAGCCAAUCUGAUUUCAAGAA
Molecule: messenger RNA, 1098 nt
Organism: Suillus subalutaceus
Lineage: Eukaryota; Fungi; Basidiomycota; Agaricomycetes; Boletales; Suillaceae
Product: ras-domain-containing protein
Exons: 5
Coding region: 133-831 (232 amino acids)
Biological process (GO): protein secretion; regulation of exocytosis
Molecular function (GO): GTP binding; GTPase activity
Source: RefSeq, a predicted model, not a curated record